Messenger RNA from Rotaria sordida, 1497 nucleotides. NCBI's taxonomy places the organism in Eukaryota, Metazoa, Rotifera, Eurotatoria, Philodinida, Philodinidae. The record is from the annotation of a GenBank genome assembly.
AUGACAUUAUCUAAGUUGAAUUUUAUAUUAUUUCUUCUAACUAUUGGAUAUAUAGAACAAAUAAUUAGUCAAUGUUCUAGUCCAUUUACUAAUGAUAAUGGUGCAAAUUUCUGUUAUUAUUAUAAACGAACACUUUUAUCAUGGACCGAUGCUUAUAACCAAUGUUUAAGUAAAGCUACUGAUGGAAUAUUAAUUCAAAUAUCUUCUAUGAAACAAUUUAAUGAUUUAAAAAAUGCAAAUAUUGGUGAAAAAGGUCCUUUUUGGAUAGGUGCAAAUAAUUUAGCAUUUUUUCAUGAUGGCCACUGGCAUUGGCUUGAUGGAUCUACAGUUGAUGAUUCGAGCAUUACAUGGUGUUCAAAUAGUACAUAUGAAGUAGCAAUUGGAACUCAUUGUGCAGCGUAUGAUAGCACUUUACAAUGUGUUACCAAUUAUUUAUGUAGUACUUUAUUGCCAGCUCCAUGUGUAACAGCAUCGUAUGGAGCGAAAACAGAAGCGAAAAAUAUUUUGAGUGGUCGUCAAUCAAGUACUAAUGUAUGUACAAGUUCAUAUGGAGGGGCUUAUGCAAAUUGGUGGACAUAUUCUGUUCUACUUCUCAAUUGGUUUAUACUCUUUUGUUUUAUUCUUUACUUAAGUCAUCAUUUUAAUAUUAAUAAAUACACAGUUAUUUUAACAAUAUCGAUUGUUGUAUUAUCAUUUAUGAUGAUUAUUGCGUUUUCUAUUUUAUGGGGUGUACAAUAUCAAGAUAUUAUACAAAUACCAUUAAUUAUAGUUAUACUUGGUUGUCUAGCAAGUGCACUUUUUCUUAUUGAUAUUUUAAUUCUUGUAUCGAAUCGUACUCGUGUACAAAAAUGGGUGGUGUGUAUGAUAUUAACAAUUUUAGCAAUAGUUAUUGAAUUCUUCCUAAUGCUUGGUCUUAUUCUUUGUAUUGCAUAUUGUUCAGGAUAUAUUUCAUUAGCAUCGACUGAUCUUAAUAAAGAUAUUAUUGCAUCAAUUUUAGCCGGAUUGAUUGCUGCUAUAUCGGUUAUACUCGUUUAUGGAAUUUUGUUUUUCAUAGAAAAUGGCGGUCAAGAUCGUGUACAUGCUACGCCACCUACUAAACCAAAUCCGGAUGCGCCACUUCCAUUAACUACUAAACAACCAUUUGCUCCUCGUCCAUUACAAAAUACUAAUGGACAAAAUCCAAAUGCACCACCUAGAAAAUAUGACAAAAUUGAACGAGCAACAUCACCUGUUGAUCAACGUAUACUUAAUGAAUUUUAUGGUGAUCUUCCUAAAGAUGUACAUCAAUAUCAAUUGGAAGGAAGACAAUAUGUUGUUUAUGAAGGAAUAACUUUAAUUGAUAUUGAUACAUAUAGAAAAGAAUUAACACAAGCAAUGUUAUUACAAGAACCACAAGGUUUACAUGAAGCAAUUAAUCGUGCCAAAAGUUCUAUUUAUGCUUCAACACUUGUUGAAGAAAUUAAUCAAGCUGAAAAAUUAGUGAAACGAUUAAAAUAA